AUGCAUUCGACGAAGAAGAAGAAAACUGUCCUUACGGUGUUUGUUCGGCCAGCACCUCCUCGAAACCUUACGAUAGCGCCUUUUGGAAGCGGGCUAUGCACUGGGGACGAUGUCAUCAUCGACAUUAUCUGCAUUACUAUACAACAAAGCUCGAAUUACCUAGGCGGAGGACAUGUGAGGUCUCAGUGGAGAUCUGGGUUCAAGAAGUGUCGAAGAUCAUCGAGAUCACAUCAAGUGUCGAAGAUCAUCGAGAUCACAUCAGAGUUCGAACUGGACAUCUACGUAACGGAGCGAUGGACUGAUCCAGCUCUUGCUUACGCUCAUCUGAACCCAUGCAAAAGCAAUAUGUCUGUUGACGGUCGUACAAUCCUCGAGAAGAUUUGGAAUCCACAUGCGUGCUUUGUGAACAGCAAAUUGGCGAACAUCCAUUCGAGCCCAUUUAAGAACAUUUUCCUGCAGAUCUACAGUAACGGUAGCAUUUGGUACAACUACCGUAUCAAGCUCACUGGACCAUGCUCAAACACAUUGAGAACCUUCCCUAUCGAUCAGCAACGAUGUAUGCUGUUCUACGAGAGCUUCACGCACAACCAUGAUCAGGUGGAAAUGGAAUGGAUUGAUACUGUUCCGCCGAUAACGAUAAUGAAAGGAAAUAUCACACUGCCGGAUUACGUGCUCGUUGAUUUCUCGGCUAGCACAGAACUACGGCUUUAUCCACCUGGCAUUUUCAACGAGCUGAUUGCCACAUUCACUUUUCAACGAUUAUACGGUUUCUAUAUUUUACAGGUCUCAUUCUACCUCGGUGCUGAACAAGUUCCGUCUCGAACGACAGUCGGUGUGAAUUCACUAUUAGCUCUCACGUUUCAAUUUGGCUCCGUCGUCAAUAAUCUGCCCAAAACCAGUGAUGUGAAAGCCAUUGAUGUUUGGAUCCUCAGUUCGAUGGCAUUCAUCUUUGCUUCGCUUAUUGAAUUGGCCGUUGUAGGAUAUCUGUCCAGGAACGGCCAUCACGCCGCUAUUAAGUGCCAUUGUUCCUGGUUAUGUAUGAAAUGUCGUGACUGGACUGCGAUGAAACUCGAUAAGGAAUCUUCUGGCCGCUCCUGGAAUGCGGAUACGACGCUAGCGUUUUCACUGUGUUUGUGUCUGACCACUUAUUGCUUACGGCUAUCAUUUGUUCCGUUCUCUGAUGUGAUGGGCCGAAAAGUGGACGAAUUUUCUGCGACAUCUGAUGGUCGCAGUCACGAAGAAAAGAGUAGUAUUUUGCCACUUGCAAUGUUCUUAUUCGGCCAUCGCAUCUGA
Messenger RNA from Ostertagia ostertagi, 1293 nucleotides. NCBI's taxonomy places the organism in Eukaryota, Metazoa, Nematoda, Chromadorea, Rhabditida, Trichostrongylidae. The record is from the annotation of a GenBank genome assembly.